AUGCCACGAAGAAUCGAGUUGUUCAUUAAGGGGUUACCCCCACGAGUGAAGGGUUUGGUCACUGCCGCAAACCUCAACAACCUGACCCAGAUCGUUCGUUUGGCGCAUAAAAUCACUGAUCAGGAGGUGGAGAGCGGGGAUCUGCCACCGCGUAUUUCUACUACCACUACUACUACUACCGCUACUACAGCUAUUACCCCUGCCAUAGACAGCAAGCGUAAAGCUAACGUGGUAGCUGAUGCACUCAGCCGCAAAGAGACAAAGCCUAAACGUGUUCGCGCACUACAACUCACUAUUCAUUCCAACCUUCCUGAUAAGAUUCGUACGGCCCAGACUGAGGCAUUGAAAGAAGGGAACAUCGAAGCUGAGGGUUUGCGCGGUAUGGAAAAGCAGCUUGAGCAGAAAUCUGAUGACAUAAGUCAAAAAUGGAAGGAAAUGGUAAUCAAAGGGCCAGGGAAGAAGUACCUGCAACAACAUCCGAUGAAAAUGAGAAUUGUGAAGUCAGGUCUAGUGACGAAGAGGAAAUCAAUCAUGGUGGUUCAUCUUCGAGUUCAUGAAAAUAUAGCCGUUACACACGAGAGCAAUUUCUUCAAAAAGAACCCUCACCCUACCGAGAAAGAAAGGACUGAAAUUGCAAAUAAACUCAAUAUCACUAUCAAUAAGGUCAAAUUUUGGUUCCAGAAUAGAAGAACUCAAUUGAAGAGUCAACAGGAGCGCAGUGAGAAUGUGAUUUUGAAGCAAGAGAACGAGCAACUGAGGCUUGAUAAUUUAGCAACGGCAGAAGUCCUAAAGAACCCGCUUUGCAACAAAUGUGGUGCACAAGCAACAAUACCAGACGGGUCCAUUCACAAACACAAAGUCGUGAUAGAGAACGCACGGUUGAAAGAGGAACUUAGCCACAUGGCUAAUUUCGCCAGUCAUGUCAGUCAAAUGUUUGGUAUACCAUUGCCAAACAAAGUGACAAUUCCUGGUGACCCUUUAAACCCAAUCAUGAGUCGAUCACUUAUGGACUACGACAUACCCAUUCAAAGGAAUGAAUAUCUUGUGCAAGCAUCAAGAGCCAUGGAAGUGCUCUUAAAGCUUGGGAAUGUCAAUGCUCCACUAUGGAAUAGAAACAUAGAAGGUGGAGGAGAAACCCUUAAUUUUGUUGAAUAUGAAAGGGCUUUUCCUCCUUCCCUUGGCACAAAACCACCUGGAUUCAUAUCUGAGGCUACACGGGCUAGGAGCGUGGUACCGAUGACUAGCUCAACCCUUGUAGAAGCAUUACUCAACGCGGAUCAAUGGAGAGAAAUGUUUAUAGGCAUGAUAGGCAGUUGUACUACAAUGGAAGUGAUUUCCAAUGGUACAGGAGGCUCAAGAAAUGGUGCUCUCCAACUUAUGAAGGCCGAAAUUCAACUCAUUUCGCCUUUAGUGCCGGUUCGAGGGCUUAAGUUUAUUCGAUUUGCCAAACAGCAAGCACAGGGGCAAUGGACUGUGGUUAAUUUGUCAAUCGAUUCAAGAAUUGAAGGACACAUGACAAGAAGGUGUCCUUCUGGUUGUAUCCUACAUGACAUGCCAAAUGGUUUCACCAUGGUUACGUGGAUCGAACAUACCGAAUACGAUGAGCAAUCGGUCUCCCACCAGUAUCGUCAGUUAAUCAACUCGGGUGUGGGCUUCAGUGCACAAAGAUGGAUUAGUGCACUUUUGAGACAUUGUGAAAGCAUAACAGCCAUCAUGUCUCCCACCCUCAACCACCACCUGCUUCAAGAUACAAAAAGAAGCUUAAGAGGCCUAGCACAACGCAUGAUGAGUAUCUUUUGUGGUGGGGUUUGUUUAACCGAUGGUCAACAAUGGGAUUUGGUUGCGGAUCAUGCACCGAAAAGACCAAGGAUCAUGGCACACAAUUACAUAAGUGGUUUUGGUGAACCAAUGGGAAUAGUCACUAGUGCAACCUAUUCAGUCUGGAUACCCACAAAUCACCAACACCUGUUUGAUAUGUUGAAAACAAAAGACAGGUGUAUAUGGGAUGUGAUAUGCCAUAGGAUUGCCGCUAGAAACAUGAUCCAUUUACCGUUGGGCCAAGAUGAAACAAGUCCUAACUGCAUCUCCAUUUUAUAUUCCAAUAUGGUAGGAGAGGACAACCGAAGACGAUCAGUGGCUCUCUUGCCAUCAGGGUUAUGUAUAGUCCCAGGAUAUGGUGAAGACGGUGCAGGUGGUGAACGUGGAUCAAUGGUGACUGUGGGGCUCCAACUAUUGCACCCAGAUAUAACUACCUCAAACAUGAUCACAAUGGAAACCAUCAUCAUGAUAAACGAUCUGGUGGCACGAACAGUUCAGGGAAUCAUAGAAAUUGUUUGA
Molecule: messenger RNA, 2337 nt
Organism: Helianthus annuus (common sunflower)
Lineage: Eukaryota; Viridiplantae; Streptophyta; Magnoliopsida; Asterales; Asteraceae
Product: homeobox-leucine zipper protein HDG1
Exons: 9
Coding region: 1-2337 (778 amino acids)
Biological process (GO): regulation of DNA-templated transcription
Molecular function (GO): DNA binding; DNA-binding transcription factor activity, RNA polymerase II-specific; lipid binding
Source: RefSeq, a predicted model, not a curated record